Daphnia pulex (common water flea) is the source of this 2950-nucleotide messenger RNA. RefSeq lists its product as uncharacterized. The coding region runs from base 986 to 2593 and encodes 535 amino acids. The record is from RefSeq and is a predicted model, not a curated record. NCBI's taxonomy places the organism in Eukaryota, Metazoa, Arthropoda, Branchiopoda, Diplostraca, Daphniidae. The transcript is spliced from 7 exons.
GGCGCUUGGUGGGAGAUUCAGCCUGGAUCCUUUUGGAUCCUUUUAGCCGAGUCGAUGCCCGAGCGGACGCGUUUGAAACGAGGUGCUGUCGAAUAAGAAACGAACGAACGAAAAACAAAUUUUAUUUUGUAAGUGUUCGACUCUCUGCAAUUAUUUGUUUUCCCCCGUCGACGUUUUGUUUUUGUUUGGUGCGAUCGUGAAAUAUUUUUUGCGGGCAACCAAAUUUUUGCGGGUUUGAUUUCGUCGCGGAUUAUUGCGGCCACCACCGCCACCCCCCUUUCAAUCAACAAUUGCUUCUUCCGUGUUAAUCCGAUUCGCAUUGUGGAAACUUAUAAUUUAUUUGUCGAAACAAAACGAUAAGACAGUGUAAUUCGACGCAAGAGUUUUAGUUUUCAUGACAUGGCCGACUUUUGAUUGAUUGAAGUCGAGUGCAAGUGACUUAAGGAACUCUCGGAACUCUUGGACGGGAGUUUUUUCCCGAUGCCCGUACAGUUCCGUAUGUGUGGAUAUGCGUGUCUUUGACGUUACUAUUGUCCCCGUGUCCUCGUCUGCUGUGUUUCAACCCCCCCCCCUCAUGUGACGUGUCUUGUGUGUGUGCCGAACCGUUUCGUGCGUCUUGUCUCUCGGUUCCGGAUCCAUUGAAAAUCGGAAGUUUUUCUUUUCUUUUUUCUUUUGGUUUUUUUGUUUAUUUAUUUUUUUUUCGUCGGCAAACGACAAGAAAAAGUUGUUGGUAUGGUUGUCCGCUACUGACUUCUUGUAACAACUAGUGCUAGUAGGGGGAAGCCCAUCAAAUCAAAGGAUCCGCCAUUGAACAUACUAAUUUUCUUACUUACUUACUUUUUUUUCAACUUUAAUUGAAUUUGUCUUAUUUUCUUGCACGUGUCGUUUGGGCGUAGUAUAACGAAGAAAAACCCUGGGUGGGUGGCGCUCAUCAGCAGUCAGGCGGUGAGCUCCGGCUCUGCUUGUCCUGUGUGUCGUUACUCGAAUGACUUUUCUUCUUCUUCUUCUUUUCUCUCCUUCGCAUCGGCCAACGUCGUCGUCGUGUGGUGCCAUUUUUUUUUUUUUUUUGUUAAGUAUUUGGGAGACUUUUGCGACUCGCUCGACUAGUUUUUUCUCCGCACGACUCCAGGCGCGCUGGUUCCGCAAUCAAUCCGACAACGGCAAUGUCUACAAAACCGGACGAAAAAAAAAAUCCAUCGACAGACCUGAUUUGAAAAUUUUCCCUGAAUUAAUCUAUCCAAAAUUGGUGAAAUCGAAAUUUGUACAUUGGCGACCAAUUGCUAGGCUACCGUCAAAUACCUGCCUAGGACCUUUUUCAAUAUGUGGCAAUCCGCCUCGUAAACGAUUAAAUUUCUGGGUUUGUAACACCUAUCCAAGAAGCAAACCACAAGUGAUUCAAAUUCUCAAAGAAAACGGAAUAAUAGUAACCGCAGAUCUGUUGAAGAAAUUCAAUUUCUCGGUAGAAGAAUUUCAAGCCGAUUCGAGACUUUUUAAAAGAAAAAAAAAGGGAAAAAUGAAACAAAGUACUUUGAAAAAAAACCAGAAUGAACCAGAAACGUGCAAUCCGCCGUUUAUUGAUCUUGAUGUCGAUCAUUCAUAUCUCGGGAAAAAUUUUACCGUUAAAUCGUCUCCAUCACUUAAAAACGAAGUCUGGAUCCCAUCAGAAGAAAAUGCGAUUGACGGGUCAACUCUUCAAGAAAAUUGUGAGCCAAAAUUACAGGCAUUUGAGCAGUAUUAUUCUGACAAAUCUGCCUCUUUUCACACAUAUUGCCUCGAACAACUGUCGUCCAGUGACGAUUUACCUGAAGGUUGGAGUGGUGAUUGUCUGAUCUGUCCAGGCAAUGCUGCUUUUAAAUGUUACAACGCCAACAACAGCCUCUCCUGUCCAAAGGAAAGUAUUGAAUGGAACGAAAUGUUGUCCAUGUUAACAGGUGUUUCGCAUUUGUCGCUUCAAGAGAAGAUUGAAACGCUCACAUGGCGAGUUUGCCCUUUCUAUGGGAUCUUGGAAAUCUUGGCGUCCAAUGUUGUUGUGUGGACAACUAAAGUAGCGACGGUCGACGGACCGAUUUUCUCAUUUUGCGAGCGUUACGUAAGUCGCAUCUACCGCACGACAACGAAUUCAUGCGUAUCCUGCGAGCACAAUUACAUAACAACGCUAUUUCCACCAACUCCAAGAAUUCUUGAUAUCCCAAAGAAAGAUGUGCCCCGGAAGAACAAGACGUUAGUCUUCUUGUGCGCCCGGCUAUCGGCUGGGAAUACAUUGACCGUUGGAUACUUUGACAAAUUGGUCGCGUCACUAGAACAAAGUGAAAGCAAUCCAGGACGGUUUGGUAAAUUCAACCGUCCCGGGUUGCCGGCAGGAAUGGAGAUUGUUGGAAAAUUUGUUGCCCGCGCGACUGCAACUACCAAAAUCGAAACAAGAUACGCGCGAACCAUCAAGGCUCUUCCUGAUUGGCUACCGAUGAAUCUGUUGCCAGAGUUCAUCUUGUAUCGCUACUGGCCGGGAAAUUCAGUUAUCAUAGGAAUGACUACACCUGCCUGUUUGACCGUUUCGCCAAAUCAUCUAAAUAAUGGAUUUAAAACACUUCAUUGAGGAUCUUUUUGCCCGUGGCAUUCCACGAGAUAGCCUCUUCUUCUAUUGCCAUUGUCUUCAAGCCAGGAAUUCGAAGUCCCGGCCAUAGUUGUGACAACUUUAGCUGCUUGUUGGUUUGUGUUCAAAAUGGCUUGUAGACCAUCAGUACCUAAAAAAACAGUGAAAGAAAUUUUUUAAAUUAACAUCCAACAUUGGAAAUUCUACUAUACCAGAUUUACUGGAGUAACUUGGAGUAGAUUGGAGUGAUUUUCGAUUGAUUUUCAAGUCUUAAAACUCCUGCCAAUCUCUGAUUCACUGUGUAAAAAAAAGCAAGAUGGAUGCGAAUCCAGGCCUAACAAUAAACAUAAUGUAGUAAAA